This is a messenger RNA of Talaromyces proteolyticus, 1672 nucleotides long. RefSeq names its product aspartate/tyrosine/aromatic aminotransferase. The transcript is spliced from 3 exons. NCBI's taxonomy places the organism in Eukaryota, Fungi, Ascomycota, Eurotiomycetes, Eurotiales, Trichocomaceae. The record is from RefSeq and is a predicted model, not a curated record. Gene Ontology annotation, biological process: biosynthetic process. Gene Ontology annotation, molecular function: pyridoxal phosphate binding; catalytic activity. Bases 291 to 1520 code for a protein of 409 amino acids.
CUAGACCUCUGCGGCGCGGGGUCAUGUACCUAAGCAAAAGAUUAACAAGAUUCGAAACGUAAAAAGGCAGAGGAAUUUACAAGCAGUUUCCUCGGUCAAUUAUCUCCUGAGAACUGACUCCUUAUUACUAUAGACUAAACUGUCGGAACAAAAAUUAUAUAAGUAUCUGUGCACACAGACAGCGAAAAGCCUGAGGGAUCAAUGAUAAUACUAAUAUAAGGGUCUGCAAAAGUCAACAAUUUAUUCCUCGCGGUACUCAAAAAUUACCUUAAGCUUUCUCUUUGCUCAAGAUGGUCAAACUCGAGCUUUUUGAAGUUGAUCAUUGGAUCUUAUCUCGCAGCUCAUCUACCGUCAAGCACAAUCUCGCGCAUUCCUAUUGUCUUCCUAGGUCGAUUGGCGACCUACAACGGCAGACCGGGGAUUCCGAUGUGGGUGUUGAAGCUUUCUCCCCCAUUCUCUCCAAAGCAUUGGAUUAUGGCCCUAUGAAAGGGUCCGAAUCGCUACGAUCCAAAAUCUCCCAUUGGUACUCGACCGAAUCAUCCGGUGAUUUGACAAUAGAGAAUAUAAUCACGACUCCUGGGGCAUCAUUGGCAAAUUUUCUUGUGGUAUUUGCCUUGUUGGGCCCGGGUGAUCAUGUUAUCGUGCAGUAUCCCACAUAUCAGCAGCUCUAUUCCCUCCCAAAAUCCCUUGGAGUAGAUGUCAGUCUUUGGGAAACAAAGAAAAGUGAUGACUGGAAGCUUGAUUUGGAAGAGCUCAGAAGACUCAUUCAACCGAAUACAAAAAUGCUCAUCAUUAGCAAUCCGCAAAACCCAACUGGUAGAAUCAUUCACAAAUCUACCCUUGAAGAGAUCGUGAAAAUCGCGAGAGAACACUCGAUGACAAUUUUCAGCGAUGAAGUUUACCGUCCGCUUUUCCACUCAAUCUCUAAAACAGAUACAGAAUAUCCGCCUUCAAUUCUGUCAAUGGGUUAUGAAAAUACAGUUGCCACCAGCUCCUUAUCAAAGGCAUACUCGUUUCCAGGACUUCGCGUUGGGUGGGUCGCUUCUCAUAGCUCCAAGGCUAUCGAUCUUUGUGUUAAUGCACGAUCGUACGCCCUUAUCACUGCCAGCCAGAUUGACGAAUAUCUUGCCUCCUUGGUCCUAAGCCCUUCCUUGGCCCAGGGAUUGAUCGAAAGGAAUUGCACUCUGGCAAAAGAAAAUCUCAACGUGGUACAGUCUUUCAUCGAUAAAAAUAGUUCAGUCUGUGAAUGGGCGAGGCCUGUAGGAGGACCCAUUGGCUUCAUCAGAUUUACCCGAGCUGGUAAGCCUGUUGAUGACUUGGAAUUAUGCACUGCGCUUCUCGAGGAAAGAGGAAUUCUACUUGUGCCAGGGCGGAAAUGCUUCGGAGAUGGAGUUAAGUUCUCUGGUUAUGUGCGUCUUGGAUUCGGGGGUAAAACAGAGGAGCUGAAAGCAGCUUUGGAAGACUUGCAAAUUUUCAUUCAGGAGAAUUACGCGAAUGUGCCCUUAUCUACUGGAUCUUAGGUCUGCGUCUAUCUGUGUAACUUCUAUUCCUGAUCCGACUACAAUCGACAUACAUUGUCGGCCUCCUCUCAGAUAGAGAUUGGGGAUGUGUAUGUAUAGGCGAGAAUAAACUACCCGUACUAGAAGAAUUGAAAAGACAACAACUUAACAAG